AUGCUCGGUUUAAGCAAGUAUGCCGUGAUUCUGGCUACUGCUUUGAGCAUCAUCACACCAACGAUUGCUCGCCCAACAGAACUUCACCCCGGAGAUGCGUCUGAUCUGAUCAUAAACGCCAAGGACACAGUCAACGGAACAAUCUCUGCAUCGGCAAGCAAGUUCCAAAGCGUUGCCACAGACGGCACCGCAUUGACACUGACCAUCACCAACAACAUCGCUGGCACGGUGAACUGCUAUGUCAACGGUCAAAACCCGAACCAGAACAAUGCUCCGGUUAUAUUGACUCCAGACUUCUCAUGGUACUACCCUUCAGCACCAAGCACUGCUAACGGUGUCCCUGCGCCCAUAUCUGAGACUAUUGCCAUUCCACUCGGUGCCCAGGGCUCAAGCACCACGAUCAAAAUCCCCAGCUAUGUUAUCUCGGCACGUGUUUGGUUCGCCGUUGGCGAGCUUCAGUUUUUCACCGUUGGUAACGCGGAUGGCACUUUCUCGAUUGUCCAGCCAUCGCAGACCAACCCCGCUGAUCCUAGCGCUGGCAUCAACUGGGGCUUCAUUGAAUUCACUUACACAGCUGGUGGUGGUAUCUAUGCUAACAUCAGCUACGUCGACUUUGUCGGCCUGCCGCUCGGCAUGUCGCUCACAGAUACCUCUGGUGCCGUUCAAACCGCUCUUGGUCUCACCUCAGACGCCGUAACUAGCGUCUGCAAAGAUUUGACCUCUCAAGCUCAAAGAGACGGCCUGCCCUGGGAUGCUCUGUGUCAAACCAUCAAUGGCGCUGUCAUACGUGUCCUCUCACCAAACGAUUACAUGGCUGCCAACCCCAGCAGCGGUUUCGAGACCUACUUUGACGACUACGUCAACGAGGUUUGGUCCAACUACACCAGCACCACACUUACCAUCAACACCCAAAACAACGCCGGUAACGUGUCUUGCACCGUUAGCGGCGACACCCUCGAAUGCGACGGCGACGGCAUCAACUACAGCAAGCCCUCCACCGCCGACAUCUUCGGCUGCAACUCCGGCCCCUUUGUGACCAACCCCUCCGACACUCCUGUUCAUCAAGCCACUAUCCCUCGUCUUUGUGCAGCAUUCAACCGUGGUACUUUGUUGGUUGCUGGUGGCGAUGUUCAGCCUAGCCUUGGAGCGGAUUCGUACUACACCACUGCUCCCUCAAAUUACUACUCGGCGAUUGUGCACAAGUACGAGAUCGAUGGAAAGGGUUAUGCUUUCGCUUAUGAUGAUGUUAAUCCCUCCGGUAAUGAUGAGAAUGCCUCCGGUACUGUUUCAUCGGCCAACCCGUCUAUCUUGAGUGUUACUGUUGGUGGUGCUAGUACUUAG
Molecule: messenger RNA, 1341 nt
Organism: Talaromyces marneffei
Lineage: Eukaryota; Fungi; Ascomycota; Eurotiomycetes; Eurotiales; Trichocomaceae
Exons: 1
Coding region: 1-1341 (446 amino acids)
Source: RefSeq, a predicted model, not a curated record